CAUAAAGAACCCAAAAAGAAAUCAGGGAAAAAGAAUUGCGAUUAGCGUACACCAACUAUAACUUGCUAGCUAACUACAGAAUGAAGCUUUCAGGGAGACUGGGUUAAUGGCCAUCUAUGGUCCACACUCCAGUCCAGUUGGUGGCAGUAAUGCACCUACAAGUAUGGUUGCCAAUCGCCAAAUAAACUCCACAGAAGAAGAGGCGGAAGAUGAAAAAGCAGACGCCGCCGAAGCAGCAGCAACAUUAAUUAUGCUAUUCGAAGCCAGGUAGAUGACUUUCGUCGUCUCAGGGCUUUGAAAAACAGCGAUCCAUAGAGAAUCAUAGACAAGGAUGUCGAUUGUGAAAAGUGGCUUCCUCCAUCGACAGAGCACUAUACUACGGCGGUGGAAGAGGAACUGGUUUGACCUGUGGUUGGAUGGACGGCUGGUUUUUUAUGAUGACCAGCAAGAUAUGGAGGAUGAAAUUCACAUGAGAGUUGAUUGCAUCAACAUUCGUAGUGCAACUGCAUGUCACGAUCUGAAACCACCAGAGGGCAGGAGUCGCGAUGACCUCAUCCAGAUAGUCUGUAGAGAUGGACGGGUUAUCAGCGUUUGUGGAGACAACGCAGAUGAUGCUCUGGCGUGGACCAUGGCUCUGCAGGAUGCUAGAAUCAGCUCUGUGGUUGAUUCGCCUCAGGUUGUUGCUUCUGCCCCUCCACAUUCUGAAUAUGCUUCUCCACCACCGGUUUAUGUCCCGGGUGCUUAUGGAGGCUAUGCCCCAGUUCCCCCAGAGUAUGGCACGCAGAUUAUCUACUCAGCUGAUGGGCAGACCUAUGUAGUUGCGUACCCCUACCAGUACCAAGAAAUCGAGACUCAUCAGACCAGGCAACAUUCUUCCAGUCUUCCACUGUCCAAUUUUGGAUCAUAUCCUAUGAGGGAUCCCGAAGAGAUCAACCAGGUUAUUGUGCAUGAACGUCAACGUGAUGAUGGAGGAGACGUCGCUCUCAGCAUGCUCGCUGGAGCUGUGACUGGAUUAGCUCUUGCCUCUCUCUUCUCUGUCUUCUAGUGCCUUUAUAGGAACAACAAACAACAGCACCUUUCCCCAUCUGCCAUACGGUUUCCAAAUGUUGGCCCUACUGCAAAUUCAUCUCUCUUACCUUGUGAUAAACAUGGAGAACGUAUGUGAUGGUUGGGCUAUGUUAACCUCAGAGGCAUGAUUGUUUAGUGCCAGAGAAUAACUCAUUUUGUGUUCUUACCAAAGCUUUUAAUGUAGUAGUUCUCUAGUUCUUUCUAUUAGGCCCAAUCACGUGCAGCUUGCCUGUCCAAGUCUAGGAAGCAAAAGUCACUUGAAGAAUGUAUAGUCUUUGGACAAUAUUUAUUUGAUAGAAGAUUUGACAUUUGCUAGAAUCUGAUGUCACAUAUAGUAGACUGAAAACAACUCUGUCCUGCGAGACAUUUUUAUUCAGUGUGUAUGUGGUAAUGUUGUGACAACAUCAAAAAGAUUUUGUAUGGCUAUAUUGUCCAUGCUUUUUACUCUGAGAGGUUACAGAAUCAUUUGCAAGCAUUGGCCUGCUAGAAUGUAUUAGAGUACUUGAUAAUGAGAGGGCAUUUGUCAAAAAGCUAAGACUUAACUGAUAAUGGAACUAUGCUCCAUGACAAUAAUACAAAACACUAAAAAAACAAUAACCGCUCAAAAACAUAAAAUGGGUUAUGGAAUGAUGAAGUCAAGGCCCAGAUGUUAAUACUACAAAAACUGUUAGGGGUACUUGAAACUUCACACUGUUGCAGCAGUUUUGUAAGCUAUUGAUGUCAAUCAAUGCAAAUGUGUGGUCUUUAGCUUCUGAUUGGCUAAUCCUUAACUUUGCAGCAGUGGUGGUUACAUUGCAUUUUGCACAUGGAACUGUGGAUAGCAAAGCUAGCUUCAGUUGCUUGCUUCAUGUCGUAGUUGUAAGUUUUUUGUGAAAAUACAAUGACUGACAAUGCUUUAGCAAUCAGCCUAAUAUUGGCUACAUUAAUGUUAGUUAUUUCACACACAAUGCAAGUGGACACAUUUGAUCAUGAAAAAAGGUAUAAUAUUCUGAAAUGCACCUUCUUGAUAAAAACAUUAUAAAAUAAUUGUUUUAAUGAAAGAAGCCACUGGAAUUAAAUUAUAAUACCAUUUUUUCAAGUAACAUAAUGAAAAACAUUUCAUGAUAAUGAUAAUGUGGUACCACAUUAUCUUAAAAUAAAUGUAUUUACUCUAUUAACUAGAUAUCUGGCAAGCUAGCUGUUAUCUAGUUACCUGCUUAGAGUUCUGCUAUUUUCUAUUGGGAUUAAAUAAAAUUGGUUUCACUAGAUAUUUAUAAUCUUUAACUAUCUGCUAAUAGAAAUGAAGUAAAUGAAGAUGAAGAAAAUAUCCCUAUGUCCAGUUAUGUGGUGUAUUAUGUCCUGUGUUCUUUUUUCACUUUGCCUUAUAUUACUCUUGAUCUGUUGUUUGGUCAUAGUCAUUCCUUGAAAAUAAUACUAUAUUUGUUUUGGGGAAGUGAAUAUGGGAUUUGUUUUCUGCUUUACAACAGUGAUUAUUGUUUUACUUUCCUGUUACUUCCAAAACUCCAUUUUAUUUUAUUUAGGCACGUUUGAAUCUAUUUUCAGGCAUAUGUGUGUCUUAGAAUGUGUCUUAUGCGUUAUGAUAUUCUUAAGUUUAAUAGCCUUAAAACCCCUUGACUUUUCAAUUGUUUAUAUUUGUAAUGACAUUUUGUACCCUGUAACUGAUACGUAUGGUAUACCGUUCCAUGAAAAUUUUGCUAUCUUUCUGAUUCUCAAAUGUUGCAUAUUUUGUCAUUGAAUGUUUUCAGAUCUUCAUCCAAAGCCUAAUAAUAAAUAAAGGGAACCUAAGUGAACAAAUUUGUAAACGUAUUUAAUUAAAGUUUUGCAAAACAUAA
This is a messenger RNA of Esox lucius (northern pike), 2900 nucleotides long. RefSeq names its product pleckstrin homology domain containing, family B (evectins) member 2 (gene plekhb2). Gene Ontology annotation, cellular component: membrane. The coding region runs from base 332 to 1045 and encodes 237 amino acids. Gene Ontology annotation, biological process: regulation of cell differentiation. The record is from RefSeq and is a predicted model, not a curated record. The transcript is spliced from 10 exons. NCBI's taxonomy places the organism in Eukaryota, Metazoa, Chordata, Actinopteri, Esociformes, Esocidae.